ACAAACAUUUGAUACAUUAUUAUUUUAGAGCCAUUGAAGAAAAUUAAACAGAGCCAUGGAGAGAGAACAAGAAGAGAUGCAAUUUCUGGGACUCUUUAGCAUCUACAAAGAAUCCUACAACAUCAUAAUUUCAUGGAGAAAGAUCUUCAGCCAAAUUACCUUAACUCUAAUCCUCCCUCUCACCUUCAUCUUUCUUAUCCACAUAGAACUCUCCAACAUCCUCUUCACUAAAAUCUUGAUCAACACACAGGAAAUCAUCGACACUCCACAAAACACACCUCAAUACCAAAAACUUUCUGACAUGAUCUCUUCUGAAUGGGCCAUUUUCUUUCUCUUCAAACUCGUUUACUUCACUUUUCUCUUAAUUUUCUCUUUUUUAUCAACCUCUGCAGUUGUCUACACCAUCGCUUCUAUUUAUACCGCAAGAGAGGUAACUUUCAACAGAGUCAUGACCGUUGUUCCCAAGGUUUGGAAAAAACUCAUGGUUACUUUUUUAUGCACUUUUUUAGCUUUUUUUGUUUACAAUAUUAUGGCAAUAGUAGUUUUGAUUAUAUGGGCAAUUUCAAUUGGAACUCAAAGUGGUGGUGUUGCGAUUCUAGUAAUUUUAGGAACUUUGUACUUUCUUGGAACUCUGUAUCUAACAGUUAUUUGGCAAUUAGCUAGUGUUGUCACAGUUUUAGAAGACUCUUAUGGAGUUAAAGCUAUGAUGAAGAGUAAUGAAUUGAUAAAAGGGAAAAUGGGUUUGUCAAUACUUAUAUUUUUGAAGCUUAAUGUUUCAUUUUUUGGGAUACAAUAUUUGUUUUCUAAGGUGGUUGUGCAAAAUAUGGGGUUGAGUUUGGUGAACAGAACAGGAUAUGGGAUACUAUGUUUCUUGUUGUUGUCUCAUUUGUUUCUGUUUGGGCUUGUUAUUCAAACGGUGCUCUAUUUUGUUUGUAAGUCUUAUCAUCAUCAGAGUAUUGAUAAGUCUGCUUUGUCGGAUCAUCUUGAAGUUUAUCAAGGAGUCUAUGAGCCUUUGAAGAGUAAAGAUGUUCAGUUGGAGCAUUACGAUGUGUGAUAUAUUCUAAAAUGUAUGCAUAUAUAUAUCGUCAUUUAAAAUUGAAUAAUUCAAGCAGAUUUAUAUGAGUAAUCGUGAAUUAAACGUGUGUGGCUUUCUUUGUGUGUAUACAAUACAUGUUAAUGAAUUGUUGGAGUUUAGUUGACGUUGACUUCUUCUAUAUAUACUUGUACUUGUGAAUUUUGGAAAUUAUUAAUACAGUUUUAGAAUACUA
Cicer arietinum (chickpea) is the source of this 1268-nucleotide messenger RNA. RefSeq lists its product as uncharacterized. The record is from RefSeq and is a predicted model, not a curated record. NCBI's taxonomy places the organism in Eukaryota, Viridiplantae, Streptophyta, Magnoliopsida, Fabales, Fabaceae.